This is a messenger RNA of Juglans microcarpa x Juglans regia, 945 nucleotides long. RefSeq lists its product as uncharacterized. Lineage: Eukaryota; Viridiplantae; Streptophyta; Magnoliopsida; Fagales; Juglandaceae. The record is from RefSeq and is a predicted model, not a curated record. The coding region runs from base 13 to 945 and encodes 310 amino acids. The transcript has 4 exons.
ACAUCUCCCACAAUGCCUGUCGCGAAUCAAGAACAGCCCAAACGUAGACGUGGGCCUGCUAAGUGUAUUGAGUUUGAGAAAGCGAGAAAGUACGGGAAAGUGCUUUUGAAGAUUAAUGAAGGUGAAACAGCCCCGUGCUGCGAGAACGCAUCCAUGUUCACCACACGGGUAUCACAAAUAGUAAAACAACAUUGCGACAUGAGUUAUGCGAGGUGGACUGAUGUGCCUGAUGCAGAAAAGAACGAGUUGAUCGAACGUGUGAGGGGUGACUUCGUGUUGGAUUGGGAUCAGGAGAAUCAUAGAUUGGCCGUCUUGAAGCAGUUGCGUAAGCGGUUCAAUGCAUUUCAUCACGAAUUACACAAAAAAUAUUUAUCGUACGGCAGUCACUCAGAAGCAUUGGCUUCUGGGUGUACCAUGGUCAAUGACAAAGUUUGGGUUAAGUUGUGUGAGAGGUGGGGAACCGACAACUUCAAGAAAAUCUCAGCACAAAAUCGGGAGAAUAGAAAUAGGCAAACUGUUAACCACACAACUGGCCGCAAAUCGUUUGUGAGGAUGUUGGAGGAGAAGAAGGAGAUGAUUGGCAAGAUGGAUGGUCUAGCGCCUGAACAACGCACCGAUGAGGCAGCUGCGAGUGUUUUUAGGGAGGUACUUGGUCAGAGACCAGGAUACGCAAGGGGGCUAGGCGAGAUGGUCAUCCCGAAGUCGACAAGACAACGGGACCGUGAACGAGAAAGAGAGUACCUUGCGUUAAUUGAAAAACAUAAGAAAGAUGCCGACAAUUAUAAGAAAGAUGCCGAAGUUUACAAGACGCAGCUUGAUGAAGUGAAGGAUGAAUUGCGAGAACUUCAUGAGAGGCAAAAUGAAACUGAUAAGAUGAUGAGGAUGUUCUUCUUCAAUUUCCAUCCUUCCCCUGGGUCUCUCCAUUCUUCUGGAGAGACCCAGUGA